CUUUCCACGCAGCCACACUCCGGCUGCUGUGUACCGUCCAAUACGUGAAUAUCCCACAGAAAACUCGUCUUUCCUCCAGACUCGGACGCAGAGCGCCGAGAUGACCGCGGAGAGCGCGUCUUUUCUGUCCUGAUGGUUCAUAGUAACCGGUGCCGGGUCGAUUCGACUCUACAUACAUGCCUGAGAGGAUUCUAGUCGGUCCUUUGCAAGACAGCAUCGGCGUAGACCUGCUUUGAGACUCUACCAUGAGGGAGAACAUGUGGAUAUUUCACAGUGGCGACCAUUCAAAGUGUCUUUUUUCCGUUUGGAAUCAGUGGUACUUGUGUUACGCAGCGGUGGUGUGUUUGUUGUGCUUGCCUGUCAGGACGGAUGAUGCCUGCCCGUCGUCCUGCAUCUGUGCCAGAGACUCCGGGAUCGUGACCUGCCGUGAUGGGGAGGACACUGAGGUCCCGGGAGACAUCCCGGAGUGGACGUCCACCCUGAUAGUCACGGGGAGAAACAUCUCAACUUUACAGCGCGGCGCGUUCAUGAUCAACGGCACCGAGUUGGAAAUGACAACACUCUCACUGUCCUCUAACGGGAUACAGGUUAUUGAACCUUACGCCUUCCUGGGACUCCACCGAUUGCAUUUGCUGGAUCUGAGCCACAACCAGCUUGAGUCUAUCUCGGCCAGGGCUUUCCACGGGUUACUGGAGCUGCGCUCUCUUUGUCUAAAUGAUUCCCUUUUACCUGCGGCCACGGCGCAGCUCUCCAAUGCGCUCGACACACAAAGUUUGCGCAACCUGCACAGGCUGGAGUUGGCGGGAAACAGGCUGAAGUCUAUACCCCUGGUGACAUUAGAUAUCUAUAAUUUGCACACGUUAGUGCUGAUAAAUAACUUAAUAGAGAGCUUCGGAUGGGAGAACGUAACCAAUUUGUACCAGCAGAGAAACAUCCGAGUCUACUUGUCUUUAAACCCGUUUCGGUGCAACUGCGACCUGGAGGCGUUUUAUUACUGGGUGAAGAACUCAUCCCAGUGCCCGGAUGCGGGGCGUCUCCUGUGCAGCGAGCCGGAGGCCAAGAGGGGGAUCCCCGUGGAGAGGCUCCGGAAAGAGGACGUGGAUUGUAUGAACGAGAACCUUGAGGCGGUUUCUUACGUGUUCCUCGGUAUCGUGUUGGCUCUGAUCGGUGUGGUGUUUCUUAUGGUGCUGUAUCUCAACAGGGGAGGCAUCAAACGGUGGCUCAAUAACAUAAGAGAGGCGUGCAGAGACCAGAUGGAGGUCUAUCAUUACCGCUACGAGCAGGACUCAGACCCGAGGCUGGCCAACGUGGCAGUUUAACCUGCUGAGACAUCAGAGCCCUGCAGUGUGUGAGAGGGCAGUGUGUCAGUGAGGAUGGAGAGCUGGAUCAGGACUUUAUCAAAAAAGACUGAGAAGGUUUCCUGGCAGCUCCUGUUACAAUCGAAAUCAAUAAUAAAACAAUAAAAAUAAAAACUCGGCCAUGAACUGCAAGUGUCCCUCUCACACUGGGAUAUGCACAGAGCCAAAGACACUUAAGAGACUAUAACUGUACAUAUUGUAUAGAAAUAUGUCCUCAAGACAUGAAUGCUUUUCAUGCAUCAUGUCAACUCAGUCUUGCAGCUUGUCAGACAAACUUAGUAUUAUUCAUCUUAUUAACCAAGUGACAAACAUAUAUAGAUUUUUUGAUUUGGAAACUGCAGCCCAAACUUGUGCAAACUAACUAGUCUGCAUUCAGGAAACCCUCCAGGGAAAACAAGGUAUUCCUGUUUCCACUGAGGAAGGGCGUGCAUAAUGCAAAAGGUGACUGAGAAGGGGGUCUAGGGUAGGUAAGGUGAGGCGAAGAUGUUUGUUGGAGUGCCAUGUUUGAGCAAGCGGGCGACGCUGAAGUAAACUGUCACGUUUAAUCAUCAACCACAUGGCUUAAGUUACCAACCUUGACUUUAUGAGCAGCCUGAAUCACUAAGUAACACGUGUGUAUCAUUUGAACAGCAGGUCAGUUCAUCAGUGAAUGGGCAAAAAUAUGAAGACAGAAUCUAACCAUGCAUGUGAUUGUUGUAGGCAUAGAAAACCAACCAACACAUUAAUAAAAAAAAAAGGUCAAAUAAACAUGGAGAGUUAGCUGUGUUCUUUAUGUCAGUAUGUCUUAUCGUCACUGUCAGGAAAUGUUGACCUCACACAGCAUGUGUCGGACAUUAAACGCAAGAAAUGUUCCCAUGUUCUAUUUUGUAAAAUGAAAUUUCUAAAUUUGCUGGAAGUAGAUGUGAGCGAGUGCACCUUCCUGAUGUGACUACAGUAAGAUGUCACACCGUCACCUCCGGGUUCACCAGAAAAGGUUCAGACUAUCUCGUCUGCUUCUUUUUAAAAGCAACAAAGAGUCCAAGGCUGGCAGAGGUCUGCAUGGAGACAUGCAUAACAGAGAGAAAUGGCAGUGUUAAUCUCAUCAGCACUGUGACUAAUAAACCAUGGAGAAUGAUGAUCGACCUGUGAAGUCUGUAUCUCUAUAGCCCAGAGCUCAUCAACCAUCUUAACGAAAGGUCUGCAUUACAAUCAGAGGGAUUUUUGGAACCAAGCACAAAAUGAGAAAAGUGAGAAUGUGUGUGAGAAUAUUAAUUUUAGUCACGUUUAAAGAAAACAACAAACCUAUAAGUCCAUCAGAGAUUGUAACGAUGAUUAUCUGUUUCAAAAAGUAAUAGUUUGCCUUCAUUUUUAUGUUUGUGCAUGGGAAUAAAUGUUUGACAGAACUAUUCAGAAUCUCUGUGAAUUCACCGGCUAUCACUUGCCUGUAAAUGAUAAUAAAUGUGCUUAA
Molecule: messenger RNA, 2805 nt
Organism: Larimichthys crocea (large yellow croaker)
Lineage: Eukaryota; Metazoa; Chordata; Actinopteri; Sciaenidae
Gene: tpbgl
Product: trophoblast glycoprotein like
Exons: 1
Coding region: 246-1319 (357 amino acids)
Biological process (GO): negative regulation of canonical Wnt signaling pathway
Cellular component (GO): plasma membrane
Molecular function (GO): protein binding
Source: RefSeq, a predicted model, not a curated record